Ostrinia furnacalis (Asian corn borer) is the source of this 685-nucleotide messenger RNA. RefSeq lists its product as uncharacterized. The coding region runs from base 38 to 685 and encodes 215 amino acids. The record is from RefSeq and is a predicted model, not a curated record. Lineage: Eukaryota; Metazoa; Arthropoda; Insecta; Lepidoptera; Crambidae. The transcript has a single exon.
AGGUCUUAAAGUAGCCCCUCAAAAAACCGAGGCCUUGAUGUUUCAUGGGCCUCGGCGCGGGCCACCCCCGGGUGCCCACCUCACUAUCGAGGGCGUUCGGGUGCGUAUUGGUGCCCAGAUGAAGUACCUGGGCAUCGUCCUGGAUGGGCGUUGGACCUUCCGCGCCCACUUCGAGGGACUGGCCCCAAAGUUGGUGGGAGCAGCGGCGGCACUGGGCAGGUUGCUGCCUAAUUUGAGGGGCCCCAGCGUUAGUUGCCGCAAACUAUACGCUGGGGUUAUAAGGAGUAUGGCCCUUUACGGGGCUCCGAUAUGGGUCGGUUCUCUCGAUCGAGAGAACCGUGCCUCCCUGCGGCGCCCGCAACGCAUCAUCGCACUGCGGGCCAUCAGAGGCUACCGCACCGUUUCACACGGUGCGGCGUGUGUGUUGGCCGGGCUACCCCCGUGGGAGCUGGAGGCCGAGGUCCUUGACGCGGUUUACAGAUACCGAACGUCAAGGCGGCAAGCAGGGGAGCGACCGGCCAUGGAAGAGGUGGAGCGCGUCCGCGAUCUCGCUCGGGAGGAGCUUCUGCGGCGCUGGGAGCUGGAGCUUGCGGGUCCCCGCUAUGGCGUAAGAACCAUAGAGGCGAUCCGCCCAGUCCUGGACCAGUGGGUGCAUCGGAGGCACGGUUCCCUUACCUAUCNAUAG